Stegostoma tigrinum is the source of this 5394-nucleotide messenger RNA. It is a transcript of the gene pogzb, whose product is annotated as pogo transposable element derived with ZNF domain b. Gene Ontology annotation, molecular function: RNA polymerase II cis-regulatory region sequence-specific DNA binding; DNA-binding transcription factor activity, RNA polymerase II-specific. The record is from RefSeq and is a predicted model, not a curated record. Gene Ontology annotation, biological process: regulation of DNA-templated transcription. Lineage: Eukaryota; Metazoa; Chordata; Chondrichthyes; Orectolobiformes; Stegostomatidae. The coding region runs from base 551 to 5335 and encodes 1594 amino acids. The transcript is spliced from 21 exons.
GCACAAAAAUUCAGACAAACAAAAAAAAAUCAAGUAAAUUCUUCUCACCCUAUUCUACGCAUGCAUUUUUAAACUUUCUUCUUUCUUCUUUUUUUACUUAUUCCACUCCAAAAUGACCCUCUUUCGUAUUCCUUUUCUUCUGUCUUCACUCUGAGGCCCUGUCAGGUCUUUUUUCGCUCAUAUCUUCCUUUGUGGUACAGUUUCUUCUUUCUUCCCUUUGCAUUUUCCUUAAAUGUAUCACUUCAUCUCUGCAAACUUUUCCCCCACAAAAUGAAAAUAAGGAUUUUAACUAAUUUUGAAAAGAAAAAUUCCUCUCUUGUCCUGCCAAGAAGGUUUGCAUUGAUUUGGAAAAGGCAGGUCACUUUUACGGUUUGCGUGGUGGUGUUUAUGGGGGGUGGGUGACUGUUGGCUGCAGGAGAGUGUUCCGAUCCACGUGCCCCAGAUUCGAGAAGCACGCGACAGUUCACUUAAAGUCCUUCAGGAGGUUUUGGGAUUCCUUUCCAAGGCGACGUGGCAGAAAGAUUAGAGAGGGAAUCAGGUGAUUAUCAACAUGGCGGACACUGACCUAUUCAUGGAGUGUGAGGAGGAGGAGCUGGAACCCUGGCAGCUCAUAGAAGAUGACGUGGUGGAUGAUACCGGUGGUGGGAUGUUGCUGUCUGCAACCAACAAUGUCAGCACAGGUAUGAAGCCGGGAGUUGCACCUGCGAGUGUGGGCGAGCUGCCAAAUAAUGAGGUAGAGAAGAAGACAAUGCUGGCGGUCCUGUCCCCAAACAGCAAUGCUGGUGGUCCUCUGAUGAAUUCAAGUGGUCAGCCUCUGAUAGUAGCCCAGAAUCCUCCAGGCCUCAGCUCACAGAUGGCUGUGCCACCAAUGUACUCGCCCACUGCCAUGCAAGUACUGCAGGAUACAAAGACCGGGGCGACUAGCAAUGUCCCAGGGCAGCCUAUCUUCAUCACCACACAGGGUUUCACCAUGAAAGAUCUGAGGUCUGUGCAGAAUCCAGUUGGGAUUGUACUGAAUGUCCAGGGUGGUCAGGGAGCUGUCCCGUACCAGACUAAACCUCUGACGUUAGUGCCAGGUACGUGGAACAAUGAGCCAGCAGCUACACAGUUUGUCAAGUCUGCAGUGGGAGUGCCUCAGCUGUGGUCCCCGGUCACGUCCAUCAGGCCCGCCACCAGCACCUUCCCGGGCUCGGUCACCACAGUGAUUCCGGCCACGGUGACCAUCCGGAGCACGGUGCCGCCUGUGACCCAGAAGACGCCGGCGCAGACAAGCCCCACCCAGUCCCACCUGCAGCCCAAGUGCCUGACCCAGCCCUUGGCUUCCCUGGCACCGUCCCAGCCCCCACACUCUCACCUCCAGCCCCAGCCCCCGGCUCUGCCUCGGCCGCAAGCCCACUCCCAUUCUCAGCCCAGCAUGCUGCAUCAUCCGCACUCUCUUCAGCUUCCAAACCACGAUCACAAACUCGGAGGGUCAGUCGCCGGAAGGGCACGGAUCGAAGAGGAUCGGCAAAAGAGCCAGAAGGGGGCAGGAGAUGUGAAUUUGCAGUCAGGAUGGGCCGAAUGGCCGCAGCCUCCUGCUAGCAGAUUCGUUAACUUCCUCCAGAACACUAACCUCAUCCGGCUAAAGGCAACGGAGUCCGCCAGCCCUGAGAUCAGACCGAAACCUGAGGAAGUAGUGAAGAGCAGCGUUCUCCCACCAGUGCAGAUCACCACUAUUACUACCACUGCUGCUGCUGCCACCCAGCUCAUACACAAGAACUCACUCAACCACACCACUCCCUUCAAACUGCCUGAGAGCAAUAUGAACAAUGGCGUUCCUAUCCCAAUGGAUUGUCCGAAAUGCAACAUCCAUUUCAACAUAAUGGAGUCCUUGAAAGUUCACAUGGCAUACUGCUGCCCCCAGCUGCUGAAUCCUCCGGCACCCAGCAAGGUGUCUCAGCAGCAACCCCACCCAGCACCCCCUGCACUGCCACCGCCACCACCCCCUCCCCCACCGCCACCACCCCCCACCCCACCCACAGUACCACAACAGCAGCAGCAACCAUCUGCCAAGCUGGCUGAGCCCUCACAGGGCAAACUCAUCAUGCUGGUGGACGAUUUCUACUAUGGGCGGGAUGAGGGCAGCACCUAUCAGAUGCUUCAGGAAAUGAAGACCAACACGACCUUCAGGUGUCUCAGCUGUUUGAAACGACUGAAGAACAACAUCAGGUUUAUGAACCACAUGAAGCACCAUCUGGAACUGGAGCAACAGAAUGAAGACACCAUCGAGAAUCACACGACCUGCCAGCACUGCUUCCGCCAGUACGCCACUCCGUUCCAGCUUCAGUGCCAUAUCGAGAAUGUGCACAGUCCCUAUGAGACCACCACAAAGUGUAAGAUCUGUGAGCUGGCCUUUGAAACCGAGCAGCUUUUCCUGCAGCACAUGAAAGACACCCACAAACCAGGCGAAAUGCCAUACGUCUGUCAGGUGUGUGAAUAUCGCUCGUCGGUGUACUUGGAAGUGGAUAACCAUUUCCGAAUGAUUCACGAGGACACUAAGAAUCUGCUCUGCCCAUACUGUUUCAAAGUGCUGAAGAACAGUAGUGCCUACCAGCAACACUACAUGAAGCACCAGAAGAAGAGUGUCUACCCCUGUAACAAGUGCAGACUCCAGUUCAUCAGCGCCAAGGAGAAAAUGGAACACAAAGUUGAACACCAUAAGACAUUUAAGAAACCGAAGCAGCUGGAAGGACUGCAGCCUGGUACCAAGGUCACAAUAAGAACCUCGAUGGGACAGGCCCGUGCUGCUGGAGGGCCCGUGCAGGAGGUCCCUGCCAGAAAGGUGUACCCCCCAGUGGUGCCUCCGAAGCCACAGGAGCCUCCAGCUUGCUCAGCGGUUCACACAGUCCCUUCAGUCCCCAAGCCCAUGCCCAAGGCAGAGAAGAGGAAGGCGGUGGAGAGGAUAAGCCCGUUGCUCAUAGACAUGCAGGACAUAAGGAAGCUGUACGGUAACCAGGUCUGUCUGGAGUGCAACAUAGACAUCACUAACGUCAGCAACGUCAGCAACCACUUCCCCACUUACGUGCACUGCUCCCGCUGUCGGUACAGCACGAGCUGCAGCCGGGCUUAUGCUGAUCACAUGAUCAGUUACCACACUCAACGCGGGAAACCAAAAUACUUGAUGUUUGGAAAAGUGAAGAAAAGCGCAAUUCUACUUGUCUGCACAUCCUGUACGUUUGCUGUUGAGACAGGAGACGGAGACGAGAUGGCCCAGCAUCUGGAUCAGAACCCGGGCCACGGACCCUGUUGCUUUGUGACGUUUUCAGUGGGGGAUCGCAAGGGGAAAGCAGCCAAAGUGAUGGAGGAACCAUCGCCAGUCUCACAGUCAAAGCUCACAGCCUCUGAUUCCGAAAUGGAAGAGGUGGGGAAUGGCAGUGCGCAGAACCCUAAGGCUGAUGAAGAACGGAAGGAUGAAAGUCUGGAUCCGCCUAUCAGCGAGGUCAGGAAUCCAGUUGCCAAGUCUCAGCAAGUCAAGACUGUGCGGCUGAGCACUGUCUGUUCCAGCAACUACAUCAACGCAAAGAUCAGUACCCGGCCAGCCCUCGCCAGCUCACCAACCCCUCCUGCUGCUGCCAGCGAUGGUAAUGAAUUAGGAGCAGGAGAAGGCCACUCAGUUCCUCCAGAGCCUGGGAGUCCAAUCUGUGUGGAGGAAGACAGGAACAGUUCAACUCCCAUUUAUGUUGUGGAGGACAAGAGCACCUCAAGCCCAGAACAUCCUGCAGAGGAGGAACACCGCUCAAGUCCCGCCUGCGUCACGGAGGACACGAACGAUUCAAGCCCAGUGCUCGUAGAAGAAGACAAGAAUGUUUCGACUCCUGUGCGCGAAGAGGAGAACCAGAAUGGUUCGAGUCCACUGUGUGUGGCAAACAAGGAUGAGGCUGCCUCGAAUCUGGAGUCUGUUGAAGAGAAGAACGAGUUGUCCAAGGUAGAUGAUGACGGUGACAGCCAGCGUCAAGAGUUGCCCCCGAGGAGGAAGUCUUUGUCCGAGCACGAGUUUAAGGUGGUGCUGCACGCGUUGUGCUGUGGCAUGCGGGCUGCCACAGAACAAUACAGCGAGACACGGAGCCAGGUGGAGCAGUGGCUGAAUGAGUGCGCACAACAGCUUGAUUUACUGAGUGUCCAUAGCGAGUCUGGGGCCUCGACCCUGCUGUCCCCUGAGGCCGAGGAGCGGCUGGUCGAGUGGGUGUUGGUGCAGAGGGAGAGGCAGCUACCCCUCACUGAGGAGACCUUCCUGCUGAGACUUUCGGAACUGCUGGGAUCCCAGGACCAGGUCGGUGAUUCCGAUUCUUUCCACUGUCUCUGGGGCGUGGGCUUCCUCCUGAGGCACAACCUCAUCGCCUACGCCAAGAUUACGGUGGCCCGUGAACUGCCGAGGGAGAUGGAGGACAAUGCCCGUAGCUUCCUGGAGUUUGCCCAGCGCCAUAUCGCUGGCCGUGACUUCCCCCGCCGUAUGAUUGGCAACAUGGACGAGAUCCCGAUCUUCCUGGAGCCUGAGGUCCUGAGCCGGCCUGAGGGCACCCCAGGGGGCCUGGGGGUGACCGGCACCGGGCAGCCGCAGUUUGUGGUUGUCUUUACCAUCCUGGCAGAUGGUGGCCUGCUGCCCACUAUGGUGUUCUCUCGAGGAGGACUGCCGCCAUGGCUGAUGGUACCCAACGGUGUCCUCCUGGAGGUGAAGGAGACAGGCCAUGGAGAGUCUGAGGUCUUGGAGCUAUGGCUGAACCGGGUGUGGAGGCAACACGCGGCCCAAGCCCGGCGUGGCCGGAGCGCCCUGGUGCUGGAUGCCAAUCGGCAGCACCUCUCCGAUGGCUUCAUUGACCGCCUGAGCCGCUGCUGCUCCCUGCCCCUCGUCGUCCCCAGUGGUUGCACCUCCCGGCUCCAGCCCCUCGACAUGUGUGUCAGUCAGGCUUUCCGGAACUUCCUGCAGAAACGCUGGGCUGAGUACGCCCGUGAGGCACGCUGCUACCGCGAUGUCUAUGGCGACGUGCUACAGUCCCUGCUCAACUGGGUGGCGGAGGUGGCCGAUUUCAUUGCCGCUAAUGGGGACCUGGUGCGGCAGUCAUUUGUGGCUUCCAGCCUGCUACCGGGCACCACCUCGGCACAGCGCAGGGUGGCGGUGCAGGAGGAGCUAGUCAGCUUCCUGCAGGAGCAGCUGGAGCUGGGUACUAGGCUGGAUGAGAACGGUGGAGGAGACCGUAGUCCCACUGGCCUGCCCUUAGACCCCAGGCUGCUGACCAGGCUGUUUGAGGCAGAGAGUGACACCGAUUCCUUCCACGGCUUCCCCGAGAACGAUUUGUAAAUAACUGUGACCAGGCGCUCUUCCUCCUGGGAAUGGUUGGUGGGUUGGGAUGGGGGAGG